Molecule: messenger RNA, 6396 nt
Organism: Podarcis lilfordi (Lilford's wall lizard)
Lineage: Eukaryota; Metazoa; Chordata; Lepidosauria; Squamata; Lacertidae
Source: the annotation of a GenBank genome assembly
AUGGUUGAAUGGGAGCCUACUUUAAUGGCAUCCCUUAUUGGGCAGGUGAGCAUGGCUUCUCCAGAUUGGCCUCAUGGGCAAAGGGACUGGUGGGUCACGUUUGGUCUGUGAGCUGGAGGUUCUGCACCCCUGAACUACAGCAUAUUCCAAAGAUGGUGAGGAAUCUGGAAACCAAGUCCUAUGAGGAACAGUUGAAAAAGCUGGGCAUGGUUAUCUUGGAGAAGGAAAGGUUAAGAGGAGGCAGGAGAAUAGUUCUCAAAAAUUCCAUAUUUUGGGAGAAAUUGCAUGCUUUUGUACAUAAGCUGCUGUUUCUGUUCUAAAACUUUCCUGGUAAUGCCUUUCUCGUUUUCUCUCUUUCUAGCUCUGUAUCCUCUCCUGUAUCCAGCUCCGUUCAAGACUGUUUGGCAGAAUUUGUCUUGGUUCAUGUGGUGCCUUUCAGGGAGUAAGAAGGUUAGACACACUAAGAUGGCAUGCAUCUUGGGUUUUAGUGCAGAAACAGUCUAUUCCACAGAGUUCCUCUGACAGUUGAUGCCUUUUAUACAGAUGUCUUCAUGGCAUAACCUUAAAUGGACAAGGUCAUGCUGUGGAGCUGUUAUACCAUAACUCAUGAACUAGUAAGGCCUGCUGAUGUUGCAUGAUACCAGAGCAUAACAGCACAGGUUAGGUGGAGCUGUUAAGCGAUCAUGGGACUCGGCUUAGUAGCAGAGCCUUUCCUGUGUCUUGCUGCAAAAUUAUAUGAAUAUUUGGGGGAACCCAUUGCCCUGAACAAUGGAUAAAUUUACAGUACAAAAUUAACCCUUUCCUGGGGGAGGCCCCAGAAAGCAAUUCUGGAGAAACACUUGUUUUGUGAGGGUGCUUAUAAUUAUUACAUGAUUGUAAUCCCCUUUAUUGAACCACACUUCCAAGGACUUAACUGAGAACCAUGAAGCUAUAGACAAAGUCUGUAAAUAUGUGACACAUGACACAUUUUAUCUGGCUUUGAGGUCCUGUGACAGAAAAGAUGAAAUUGAAAUUGCUGGCUAAAUGCCACUUAUAUCAGUCUACAGACCUACCUGGCAUUUUGCUUACACGGAGAACCUGACUCUGUUUAGCUUGAACUAAAAAUUAACUAUUUUAUACGUAACACACCCUGAGACCUUGUGGGAAAAGGGUGGGUAGGAAAUAUUUAAGCCCCUGAUGCUGAACUUUUGCUGUCCUUUAUUUAUACAGAUGGUACAAGCUUCGCUCCAAACCAGGAAAGAAGGAAAAAGAGAGAGGUGAGAUUGAGGUGGAUAUCCAAUUCAUGAGGAGCAACAUGACAGCCAGCAUGUUUGAUCUGUCCAUGAAAGAUAAGUCACGGACACCAUUUGGCAAACUGAAACACAAGCUAAAGGGGAAAGGAGGCAAUGGAUUGCCAGACACAGCUUCAGCUAUUGUUCCUAGCAUUAGUCACUCCCCGGCUGACAGUGAGGAAGAGUCAAAUGAGAAAGAAAAGAAAAAAUCAAAGUUCAGGACCUUAUUCUCAAAUGUUUUAACAGUUGUGUAAUUUACAAAAUGUGCUAAGUAGUAAAAUGUGCCAUUUUUUACAACUUUUUCUUUAUAAUGGUUAAAGCUGCACUUCUUGUAUUAUUUAAAGGCAGUGCUUGGAAGCUGUGAAGAAACAGAAGUGUUUACAUGAUUGUGCCUAAUAGUUGUAAAUGAGUAGGAUGCAGGUGGGUCUCAGUGGUCCCCAGCCCCAGUGUACUGCUGUUGUUAAGAGCCAUCAGUUGAUCUAGGGCUGGAUUAGGUAUUAGUAUUUUCAGUAGUAUUGGGACUUGUGCUUUCACUGUUCUGAUGCUGAUUUCUUUCUUUUCAGAACCCUCCACAAAUGAGGGUCACAGAAGAGGUCAUACCUCAGAUAAGAGCGGCACUGCGGACCUCCGAAUCACAAAGGCAUCCUUGAACCCUUUUGACGAAAACAUCUCAGCGGAAGAGAAGCCAGAAAAAAACUCAGCUUCUGUGAAACCAUCUCAGACCAAACGCGUCAAGCCCAGGUUAGUCUUGAGAAAUGAUCUUCUCAAUUGAAUUUUGAGAUCUUGAGAUGCUUUAAGGCUAUUGCCACCCAGUGGUUUUCAUUGUAUGUCAUAGAAAAUAUCUACUUUACAGGGUGAGUAAGAACUUUCCUCCUGAUAGGGCAGGCAUGCCCUGUGUAGGUUUCAGUUGAUUAGUAACUCUGCAGGUAAUUUGUAGGGUUUCUGUCUCUAGCCUUCUUGAAAGGAGAGAAAUGGCAAUGCAUGCUGCCUUCAGAACAAAGAUGAUCCACAUUCUUGCAAGGGGAGGGCAAAGAGAGCGAGUCAGUCCCUCUUCUGCCUCCAGGAUGGAAUGAUGUCUAGCAAAGAAUGUAAUCCCCUUUAUUGAACAACACUUCCAAGGACUUAACUGAGAACCAUGAAGCUGUAGACAAAGUCUGUAAAUAUGUGACACAUGACACACUUAAUCUAGCUUUGAAGUCCUGUGACAGAAAAGGUGAAAUUGAAAUAUAGGUAACUCGCAAUGCUUAUUUUACCUACGUGAUUGCUGAUUUGGGCCGGGGGGUGGAGCAGAACAAACAAACAAAUGGAGAGUGGAGGAAACAUUACAGAGCAGCAUCCUAGAGCCCUCGGGCUGCCUGCCGAGAACCAGGUAAGCGCGACACCUGGUUCUGAGGGUUCCUGGCUUUACGCGAUUUUGCUUUUAUGUGCAAUGGCCAGGAAUGUAACCACUACAUAAGAUGCAAGUUAGCUGUAAUUAUAUCUUCUGUUAGUACAGGCAUAGGCAAAUGGCUCUCCAGAUGUUUUCGGAUGACAGCUCCCAUCAUUCCUAGCUAACAGGACCAGUGGUGAGGGAUGAUGGGAGUUGUAGUCCCAAAACAUCUGGAGGGCUCCUCUGUUCCAGGAGUGACGUCCUUAGCAUUUUAGAAAUCUUUGCAUGAUGCUUCCAGAGUAACUAUUUCUGAGACUCAUGUGGUAAUAUGGAUAAAUUAUUUCAUAACAGCAUGUUCUCCUUUUAAAAUAGGUUAUUUGUUCUCUUCUCUUCCUCUUCCCCUUUACUUUUUCUUUUCUUUCCUUUUUCGAAAAUUGGCUUUGCUGGCUAAAUGCCACUAAUAUCAGUCUACAGACAUACCUGGCAUUUUGCUUACACGGAGAACCUGACUCUGUUUAGCUUGAACUAAAAAUUAACUAUUUUAUACGUAACGCACCCUGAGACCUUGUGGGAAAAGGGUGGGUAGGAAAACUUAACGCACCCUGAGACCUUGUGGGAAAAAGGUGGGUAGCCCCUGAUGCUGAACCUUUGCUGUUCUUUAUUUAUACAGAUGGUACAAGCUUCACUUCAAACCCACCACCCUUUCUGUUAUUCCAGAAGUGGGAUCGGAUGAUGAGCAGCUGAGUGAUUAUUCCCAGGGUACUGAAAAGAUUGCAGUUUCUGGAGAUUUGUCCAGGAGUGGAGAUGGUUCCUCAGAGUUACGGUCCUCCAUUGAGGGGGGAGAGCUGACAGCAAAUAAAAAGGGGACUGGUGAGAGGCAGACUGUAUCGCUACUCAUGAAGACAAGUGCUCCUGAUGAUGGAUUUGAACUAAACAAACCAUUGGUUGCACCUUCAGCACUAGCCCUUGAAAAUGCAAGCCGUGAUGUAAAGGGAUUGGAGCAGAAGAAUGCUGACAGCGCAAAAGAAAAUAGACAGGGUGAUAGUCCUGAGUUCUCUGUUAAGCCUGUUCAUCUUUCCCCUCUGCCCAGUUCUUUUCACUCUAUUAAUUCUUUCCAAUCUGAUGCAGAGCCUACGAAAAAAGCUACAGCAGAGGGCUUGGGUACCAAAGUGGAUCCCUCUGGCAAGAAGAAGCUGCUCCAGGCAUGGGUUUCACCCCCUGAAACACAUCCCAAUCAGAAUCUGCAGAGUGACGGAACUUAUCCUGCUAAGCUCAGGUGAGAGGAAUUUGGGGGGGGGGGGAGCAAAGAUAAAGGCUCAAGUGCUAUACUGUGCAUGGCUUUGAUUCUUCCCUCCCCUUUUUAACGCAGUAAGGGAUUUUGUGUCCUAUGGACAGGUGAAAAUCUUUCCUUGUUGAUCUGUAUCUAUUUCUUGUAGCAAUGUCAAUGAAGAAAUAAAACUGAGCAAAGGUUUGUUUUGCUUAGGCAGUAAUCAGACUCUAUUUUCACAUUGUUGUGACAUGACUAAAGGUAUCAUAAACAGGAAUCAGCACUUCAUAUUUUACCUCUAAUUUUACUUUAUUUUUUAAACCCACUGUCCUGUUAAAAUACUAAAUAUAGUUUUCAUGUUCUGCCAAAAUAAGUGCAAGCAGCAGUUGGAUAAAUGCUUAACAAUUUACUGCGGCACAGGUUUUGUGUUACCUAGAUUUCUGAAGUGUUCCACGGGUGUAAUUUAACUAAAAAAGAAACCAAGGCAAACUUUUGCAAUAAACUUUGUUGAAAACUCUAUUUUUCACACUUGCCAAACAUCUGGGUAACUACACAAAUAUCCAAGGAACCAACCAUAUUUUAUUUGGGGGGGGGAGGAGGAACAGAUGUUUAGAACCAUCAAGAGUGUCAGACUAGGAUUCCACUCAGUGAUGGGCCAGUCUCUUAUCUCUAUGUCUAACCUCCUUCACAGGGUGGAAGUGAGGAAAAUUGGGGGGGGGGCAUGUAUUCAAAGUCCUUGAAGGGAUAUAAAUAAAUAGGUAAGUAAAACUUUUGAUUUGAGAGCUUCUUAAUCAGUCUUGAAGUGUAGAGAGGAGGGCAGAAUAAAUCUUCUGUUUUAACAGUAAAUAUAAAAUCUAAACUUGCACUAAUAGAGGUACGUAGAAGAGGAAAAUGUGCUUUAUUCUUUUUAGAAGCCAAAGCAGGAACAUGUGUGCAUGCAGUGCUUCAUGCAAGACCAAAAGUAAAGGUAAAGGUAAAGGGACCCCUGACCAUUAGGUCCAGUUGUGGCCGACUCUGGGGUUGCAGUGCUCAUCUCACUUUAUUAGCCAAGGGAGCCGGCGUAUAGCUUCCAGGUCAUGUGGCCAGCAUGACUAUUCCGCUUCUGGCGAAACCAGAGCAGCGCACGGAAAUGCCAUUUACCUUCCCGCCAGAAGGUUACCUAUUUAUCUACUUACACUGUGUGCUUUCGAACUGCUAGGUUGGCAGGAGCAGGGAGCGAGCACCGGGAGCUCACCCUGUCGCGGGGAUUCAAUUCACCGACCUUCUGAUCGGCAAGUCCUAGGCUUUGUGGUUUAACCCUUCAGACCAAAAGGAGAACUGCACAAAAUUGUUCAGGUACAAAGUACUAUAGGAUUGCCUGAACUAAUUGUGUGUGCUUCUUUCAGACUUCAUCCUGUGAAACCAACGCAUACUACAACAAGCAAAUCGUCUGCAAAAAACCAGAGCAUAACAUCAAAGAUCCUGGAUAACCAAAAUGAAGCCGAUAUAAAGGUAAUUUAAGACAUACUAUAUUUUAAAACCUAAUUGGGUGGUCUGUGCCCUGAGUUAGGAAGCUUGUAAAUUUAUUGGCGGGAUUAGACAAACUGCAAAGGGGUAUAGUCGUUUGGAGACAGAAAUGUGUUCACGUUUUCUAGGUGUACGAUUCCCCCUGCCCAUGCUAUCCUACCCAUCUGGGCAAUUUUCUGAGCCUUUUACUGACACAAGUUUAGAUCUGUGAGUGGGUAUGAAUUCCCCAGGCUCAAAACUUGCUAUCUUCACCAAAGGACUUUGGCCUGAAAGGGAUUUUUGUUUUCAGAUAAGCAAGGUUUAGUGAUUUAGUGCCUCCAACUAAUAUUGCAAAUGAUCUGUUUGGUGUUUGAGCACAAAACCUGAAUUAUUAUCACUUAACUGAAACAACCACUACUGCUGCUGCUUUGUAUUUAUUUAGUACUUUUUGCAUGUUAUGAGGAGGGUCUUAUCUUCACUUUUCCAUGUUUAUUACUGGGAAGAAAUAGUUGAAGGCAGGUGUACAGAAACCUUGUAUGCACAUUUGUCUGCAUGCCAUAAAAGUACUUACUGGCAAAUCCUGAAAUUCUAGUUUUUGGUGAAUCUUCAGUAGCUUUUAAGAUGCUUAGAUAGAUGACCUCUUUGCUCUGAAAUCAUUCCUGGGCUUCCCCAGUAAUCCCUGAAACCAAAGGUUUCUAUACCUUCCUUCUGAUCCUUUGACGCCACCCUUGCAACAGUGCUCGAUAUUAAAAUGACUUUAACCUGUUCAUUCUUCCUUCCUAAAGAAAUAUGAUCCUUCAGAUCCCGCCUAUGCUUAUGGUCAGCUGACACACAGCGAGCUGAUCCAGCUGGUCUUGAAGCAGAAAGAUGUGAUUGCAAAGCGAGAUCAGCAGGUGCGGGAGCUGGAAGACUACAUUGAUAACUUGCUUGUCAGAGUUAUGGAGGAAACCCCUAACAUUCUUCGAGCUCAAGCUCAUGUGAAUAAGAAAGCUGGAAAGAUGUGA